GAACCGCUGACCUUCUGAUCGGCAAGUCCUAGGCUCUGUGGUUUAACCCACAGCAGCACCCGAUGGCCCUAAGCACGUGCUUAUUUUUCUCAGUAGUUAAUCCAGCCUUGCCAAUGGCUCCCAGCAAACUCUGCUUAAGUUAUAGCUGUGGGAAAUUCAGAUGAGGUAAGCAUGAGCCUACUAACUCAGAGCAAACUACUAACUGCUGCCUCUAAAAAAUGUAUGUGAAGCUGGAUAGAAUAACCCUUUCCCUUGACGUCAAAGUGAUCUGAAAGUUCACACCCACGUUAGACCUGGUUUGCUUUCUCUUGUUAUCAUAAAACAAUUCCACCUUUGUUGGCUCAAAACAGUCCUGGUGGAAGCCAGAAGCUUCAGUACCCAGCCGUGUCAAAUCUCUCUUCCUUCCUUCUCCACCUUCUCUGACUGGCUAUAGUUUCCUGUUCAAGCGGCAAGCCACACACAAACCCUGCCGGCAUCAUGGCAAGAUGCAGCGCUGUUUCGUGGAUACAACUCAUCUGCUUCUCCAGCGUGCUUUGCAAAGGAGUUUUGUCCUUGGAUCAUGUACCAAUGCUGCUCUGGUCGACACACAGAUCCUUCCAAGGCUUGGCAUCCACUUUACAUGAAGGGCAUGUUAUCUCAAAGCAUGAGCUGCACGCAUUGCUGAAGCAAGCUCUGGCUUCUCCAGACCCCAGAAACGUCGCCUUGUUUCUUCAAGAUGUGCUUAGUGUGGAUGACUUCACACGUUACGCCGGCUCCUCUGGAAAUGAGACACCGUUUCGCAAUGUUCAGGAACUUCUGAGGACUUCAUCAUCUUCUUUAGUCUUGCCAGCUGUGGACUGCCAUGCCGUGAGUCACCUUUCAGUGUACCUCCAAGAAACGUUGAACUGGGCCUUGGUAAAUGUAAACGGCAAAGAAACUUCCCAGCUGAUGGUUAAUGGAUCCAAACCCAAUAUGUUCGUGAUAAAGCUACCACUGACCAGCAGGACGAAUGACCUAUCCACUCAAAAGCAGCUCCUGGAAAAUGACAAAAUAAUUGGAGAGUAUACUAAGUCUUUGCAGCAACAAGGAAUUGAGUCUGUGGCCAUUUAUACAGCAAGGCGACCUUCAAAGGUACCAGUGGGACCUGAUGUAGAAUGGCAGAGCAGAAGGCACCUAAUGUCUGUUGAAAAACAAGAAGCUAAUCUCUAUGCCCCAAUAAAUAUAACCAAUGGAACAGGCCCCAAUGCCACGUGCAUCCUUUUUUAUGCCACAGAUUUAAACUUUACAGCCGAUGGCACUGUCAUGAAUCUAACCCAUCGCACAUUUGAAUCUCACGAAGUGGAUACCAGCAAUUCCACUUGUUCGGGGACCAAUGCCACGUUGUCGUUAAGAUACAGCAACCCAGUGAAGGGCAUUGAGAGUCUGGAAAUCAGAUUUUUGAUGACCAACAAGAUGUACAUAGGCUCUGCUCGAGAGUGGUUCACUUUAGAUUUUGUUCACAUUCAACAAGACAACAAGGAAACGGCUAUAUUUACUGCACCUUCCAUCUCUGGUCCUGCGGAGUAUUCAUUCCAUUGCCAGCUGGUGGGAACAAGCGACCAUUAUGGGGCAACGUUGACUCCCAGCAAUGCUGCAGCGAAAGAGUGGCAGGUUGUCAUCUCUGAGUUCCAGAUUCAAGCAUUUAGCGUUGAAGGCCACAAAUUUUCCUAUGCCAGUGACUGCACAACCUUCUUCACCCCUGGAAUUUGGAUGGGUUUGGUCUCCUCGCUAGUCUUAUUACUGAUCCUGACCUUUGGGAUCCACAUGAUUGUGAACCUCACAACCAACAAUAGGUUUGAUGACCCCAAAGAUCAACCUCUGUCAGUCCCGCAAGGAGAAUAGCAGGUGUGACAUUUGUCACGUGGUUGGGCCCUGCUGCGCAAGCCAUCUUCAUCAUUAUCAUUAUCAUCAUCAUCAUCAUCAUCAUAGCCAGCUGCAGGGCAUCCAAACUAGAUCAGGUCCAUGGUGUGAUGGGGGUGCUACUCUAAUCCUUCUCUCCAUUGUAUUGAUGGACAUCCUUUCCAUCUCCUUCCCAUGGGAGAAAAGUUCCAGUAGCAUCAAACUGGAGAUUUUCUCCCAUUGUGAAUAGCAGGUGAGAGCCUCCAAAUCUGAUCAGACCACAGCAUGGGGCAGGGGGAAAGGAUUAAAGGCCCACCCUUCUUCGAAUCAUAGAACUGUAGAGUUGGAAGGGACCCACAGGGUCAUCUAGUCCAACCCCCUGCGAUGACGGAAUCCUGCUCACACCCAUUCCUGGGUGGGCUCAAACCACCAAACUUCUUGUUAACUGAUGCACUGACCCUCUGUGACUCAGGAGAACUCUGUCAUGGCUGCAACCCAGCUAAGCCCUCCUACACCAGCUAAUUCACACCGGGGCUAACCAUGUGCAACAUCUCAGUAUCAUACCACGUUAUACAGUCAUGGCUUUCGCUAAAUAAUACUGAGAGGUGUGCAGUCAUACCUUGGUUCUCAAACAGAAUCCAUUUCGGAAGUCCGUUCG
Molecule: messenger RNA, 2515 nt
Organism: Podarcis muralis (Common wall lizard)
Lineage: Eukaryota; Metazoa; Chordata; Lepidosauria; Squamata; Lacertidae
Product: V-type proton ATPase subunit S1-like
Cellular component (GO): proton-transporting V-type ATPase complex
Molecular function (GO): ATPase activator activity
Source: RefSeq, a predicted model, not a curated record